GACCCAAGAAUUGAGAAAGUGAUGGAUGAGUUACACGGCGUUGAUCGUGGAGCUUGUGAACAAAUCUUGGAUGAGAUUUUGUUCCAAGGUGAAAAGCUACACUGGGAUGAUCUUGCUGGGUUGGAAGCUGCAAAGACCUCAUUAAAGGAAACAGUGGUUUAUCCGUUUUUACGACCUGAUCUAUUUAAAGGAUUGAGAGAACCGGUUACCGGUAUGCUGCUCUUUGGCCCACCUGGUACAGGAAAGACAAUGAUUGCAAAGACGGUGGCUAAUGAAUCACAAUCGACCUUUUUCAGUAUAAGUGCAUCGUCGUUACUCUCUAAGUAUCUUGGAGAAUCUGAAAAGCUCAUAAGAGCCUUGUUCUACAUGGCGAAGAGGUUAUCACCUUCGAUUAUCUUCUUUGAUGAAAUAGAUUCGUUAUUAACAGCCAGAGGCGAUGGUGAAAACGAAUCCUCAAGAAGGGUAAAGACUGAGUUUCUCAUUCAAUGGUCCGGCUUGUCUUCUUCCACUGCCAGAGAAGACGGUGACGAUAAACCAAGGGUAUUGGUCCUUGCAGCUACAAAUCUUCCAUGGGCCAUUGAUGAAGCUGCAAGAAGAAGAUUCUCUAGAAGAUUGUACAUCCCAUUACCAGAGUUUGAUACAAGAUUAGCACAGUUACGGAAGCUGUGUCAGUCUCAGAAGAGCUCCUUGUCAGAGACCGAUUUCAUAAUCAUUGCAAAUCAGACAAAGGGUUAUUCCAACUCUGAUAUCACUGCAUUGGCAAAAGAAGCCGCAAUGGAACCAAUUAGAGAUCUGGGGGAAAACCUCAUGAGUAUUGAUUAUUCGCAGAUUCGUGGACUAUGUCUUGAGGAUUUUGAAAAGGCCAUGAGGGUGAUUAGAAGAAGUGUUGCGCCAGAGACACUGAAAAGAUUUGAAGAAUGGGCAGCGAGAUACGGCUCCACUGGAGUUUGA
This is a messenger RNA of Williopsis jadinii, 951 nucleotides long. RefSeq names its product putative AAA family ATPase YTA6 (gene YTA6). Lineage: Eukaryota; Fungi; Ascomycota; Saccharomycetes; Phaffomycetales; Wickerhamomycetaceae. The transcript has a single exon. Gene Ontology annotation, molecular function: ATP hydrolysis activity; ATP binding. The record is from RefSeq and is a predicted model, not a curated record. The annotation marks the transcript as partial.